Molecule: messenger RNA, 806 nt
Organism: Dromaius novaehollandiae (emu)
Lineage: Eukaryota; Metazoa; Chordata; Aves; Casuariiformes; Dromaiidae
Gene: PDC
Product: phosducin
Exons: 3
Coding region: 2-751 (249 amino acids)
Biological process (GO): regulation of G protein-coupled receptor signaling pathway
Cellular component (GO): photoreceptor outer segment
Source: RefSeq, a predicted model, not a curated record
AAUGGAAGAAAACAGAAACGCCAGUUUGGAAGAAGAUUUUGAAGGACAGGCUACACACACAGGGCCCAAAGGCGUGAUCAAUGACUGGAGAAAGUUUAAAUUAGAAAGCGAAGAUGGAGAAUCCUUAUCCUUGAGCAAGAAAGAAAUUCUUAGACAAAUGUCUUCACCACACAGAUCUUUCAGUAAAGAUGAUAAAGAUACCAGAGAGAGAUUCUGCCGUAAGAUGAGUAUGCAGGAGUAUGAAUUAAUUCAGGAUGAGAAAGAAGACGAAACUUGCCUACAAAAAUAUCGCAAACGCUGCAUGCAGGAUAUGCACCAGAGGCUGAGUUUUGGGCCAAAAUACGGCUACUUGUGCGAGCUGCAGAACGGAGAACAGUUCCUGGAAGCCAUUGAGAAAGAACAUAAAACUACCACUGUCAUUGUUCAUAUUUACGAAGACGGUAUCAAGGGCUGCGAUGCACUGAACAACAGCUUAACCUGCCUUGCUGCAGAGUACUCCACGGUGAAGUUCUGCAAGAUAAAAGCCUCCAGCACAGGGGCUGGAGACCGCUUCUCAAGUGAAGUGCUUCCCACUCUACUUGUCUAUAAGGGUGGGGAGCUUCUGAGCAAUUUCAUUAGCGUUUCCGAACAAUUCAAUGAGGAAUUUUUUGCUGUGGAUGUGGAGUCUUUCCUAAAUGAGUAUGGGCUGCUACCUGAAAGGGAGCUUCCAGCACUGGAAAAUGGCAACAUGGAUGAGCAAGAUGUUGAAUAAGUAGAGGACCAUAGUCCUCACUGUCUCCCAUUUCUCUUCUGUAUGCUGUAAUCAA